Molecule: messenger RNA, 1731 nt
Organism: Centrocercus urophasianus (Greater sage-grouse)
Lineage: Eukaryota; Metazoa; Chordata; Aves; Galliformes; Phasianidae
Gene: HAPLN4
Product: hyaluronan and proteoglycan link protein 4
Exons: 4
Coding region: 57-1193 (378 amino acids)
Biological process (GO): cell adhesion
Molecular function (GO): hyaluronic acid binding
Source: RefSeq, a predicted model, not a curated record
CUUUGUGGGGACGGGAGGUUGGAUCAGAUGCUUUCCCUGUGCUGCGGUGUUGGUGGAUGCUGAUGGCUCUGCUCUCCCCCCAGAUGUGUCCCCAGGGGCCCUGGGCUGCGCUGCUGCUGCUGGUGGGUGUCCUCGCCUCUGACACGCCGCCCAGUGCCAGGGGAAGGAAGAAGGUGGUCCACGUCCUGGAGGGGGACAGCGGGGCCGUGGUGGUGCAGACAGCCCCGGGGAAGGUGGUGACGCACCGGGGAGGCACCAUCAUCCUGCCCUGCCGCUACCACUACGACGUCUCGGCCCACGACCCCGACGAGAUCCGCCUCAAAUGGACCAAAGUGACGGAGCCGAUGGCCUUCGUGGACGUCUUUGUGGCUCUGGGGAAGGCGAGGAGGGCGUUCGGCAGCUACCGCGGGCGCACGGCGCUGCAGGAGGACGGCUUUGGGGACGCCUCGCUCAUCAUCCGCAACGUCACCCUGCAGGACUACGGGCGCUACGAGUGCGAGGUGACCAACGAGCUGGAGGAUGACACCGGCAUGGUCAAGCUGGAUCUCGAAGGCGUCAUUUUCCCCUACCAUCCUCGCCUGGGCCGCUACACCCUGAACUUCCACGAGGCGCAGCAGGCGUGCCUGCAGCAGGACGGCAUCCUGGCCUCGCACGACCAGCUGCACCAGGCCUGGCUGGAGGGCAUGGAUUGGUGCAAUGCAGGCUGGCUGCAGGACGGCUCCGUGCAGUACCCCAUCUCCCACCCGCGGGAGGAGUGCGGCCGCAAGGACACCCCGGUGGGUGUGCGCAACUACGGCUACCGGCACAAGGAGAGCGAGCACUACGAUGCCUUCUGCUUCACCUCCAACCUCAACGGCAAAGUUUACUUCCUGAAGACGUUCCGCAAGCUGAGCUACACCGAGGCGGUGCAGGCCUGCAAGAACAACGGGGCGGCUGUGGCCAAGGUGGGGCAGCUGUAUGCUGCCUGGAAGAUCCAACUGCUGGACCGCUGCGAGGCGGGCUGGCUGGAGGAUGGCAGCAUCCGUUACCCCAUCGUCAACCCGCGGGCGCGCUGCGGCGGCCGGGAGCCUGGAGUGCGCAACCUGGGCUUCCCGGACAAGAAGUACAAGCUUUUUGGAGUGUACUGCUUUAAAAAGGCUGGUGAUGCUCCUCCUGAGAAGAAGAAGGGUGAGGGGCAUCCCAACCGUGUGUGAUGCAGUGCUGGGGUUCCUCACGAGGCUCCCCCAGCCCUGCAUGGCUGCGGAGCGUCCUUGGACUCCGCCGGGAGCCCCCAAGGUUGGGGCUGUGUACAUGGAACUGGAAGAGCUCAGGUGAUGCCGGCGGGUGCUGUGCUGUGCCCGGGCCCAGUGAUGCCUGGGGGGAAACUGAGGCACCUGGAGAGAAAGCACUGAGCUGCCUGGGCAGGAAGAUCCAGCACCAACCUGGCAGAGCCCAUCUGAAGUCAUCGCUUAGAAUUCAGCGCAUUGCAUGUGCAAAAAGCCUGGCCAGAGCAAUGCAGGACUGAACCCCCUGCAUCUUUGUGCUCUCCAGCUCUGCGCUGGGACCAACCCCACCUCGGGGUGCUGCAGGUAACACAGCAGCGGGGGCACAGCCCCAAAAUCUGGCACCAAUGCAGGCGGUGCCCACUUGGGGCAGCAGCCUCUCGCCCUCGCGCUUGGCUUAGUGCAGAAGCUGCCCCAAGCUGCCUGCCCACCCUGGCCGGGGGCAGCUCUGGGUGUCAUGCAGCCGCAG